Messenger RNA from Rhinocladiella mackenziei CBS 650.93, 1683 nucleotides. RefSeq lists its product as uncharacterized. Bases 1 to 1683 code for a protein of 560 amino acids. Gene Ontology annotation, molecular function: amino acid transmembrane transporter activity. NCBI's taxonomy places the organism in Eukaryota, Fungi, Ascomycota, Eurotiomycetes, Chaetothyriales, Herpotrichiellaceae. Gene Ontology annotation, cellular component: membrane. Gene Ontology annotation, biological process: amino acid transmembrane transport. The transcript is spliced from 7 exons. The record is from RefSeq and is a predicted model, not a curated record.
AUGUCGUAUCUCGAUCGCAAAUCUGGCCUUGCGUCAACGGCAAAGGAAGCGGACAUCAAUAUCGAGCCCGGAGUAGAUCUACGAGUCAGCACCAACACCAGCGUCGACGCCAGCAUCCAAGAAGCGGAAUUGCAAGACAACAGAAACGGUCAAUUCCACCGCUCCUUCAGUCCUCGUCAGAUUCAUAUUAUAUCGCUAGGAUCAAACAUCGGCAGCGGCGUUUUCCUCGGCACAGGCAAAGCUUUAGCCAAUGGCGGUCCGGGGUUCAUGGUCAUCGCCUACUUUCUCGUGUGCUCGUGUGUCUGGGCUGUCUUGCAGACACUCGGCGAGAUGACGAUUGCAUUUCCAACGUCGGGAAACUACAUUGACUAUGCGGACCGUUGGGUUGAUCCGGCAUUAGCAUUUGGGGCAGGAUUUGCUGAAUGGCUUGGAUGGGUCGCUGUCGUUGCCCUCGAGGCCGUAUUUUUUGAUAUCUUCGUGCAAUAUUGGGCCUUGGGCGUUCUUCCUAUUGCUGCAUCUAUUACAAUCUUUCUCGUCGUGGUUCUGGCAAUAUUCUUCCUUCCCAACAAGAUAUUCGCCUGGUUCGAAUACAUAACUUCAGUGAUCAAAAUCUUCUUGUUCCUGAUGAUCAUCAUUCUGUCUCUGGCCAUUGUCUGUGGUGCCGGUCCUGAUGGCUACGUGCAUGAUGGAGCAUACUGGCGAGAUCUGCCACCGUUCAAAAAUGGCUUCACGGGAUUUGCGAAUUGUUGUCUCCUGGCCCUUGCGGGUGUUGGGGACCAAGUCUUCAUUGGCAUUAUGGGCGGCGAAGCCCAGAGUCCGCGAUUCUCCAUGGCCCACGCGACGAAACUGGUUCCGUUUCGAGUCAACUUCGUCUACAUGCUGAGUGUCGUCUUCAUCACAUUACUCGUACGAUCUGACGAUGAGCGCCUCCUCGGAGGCUCCGAUGUGACGGCAUCGGCAUUUGUCAUUGCGGUUGUCGAUGCGAAUAUUCCGGUCAUUCCAGAUAUCAUGAAUGCAGCCAUGAUCACUGGCAUUCUUGCCAUUGCCGCCGAGUCCGUCUACCUCUCUUCGAGAAUUCUAAGGGAAAUGGCCCACAAGAGGUUGAUUCCCGAAGUCAUCGCAAAGGUGGACAGUCGUGGACGACCUCGAUGGGCUCUUCUGAUUACUUGUGGUGUGGCGGUUUUCCUGAGCUAUCUAAGCUUAAGCUCCGGCGGUUACGAACUUUUCAUCUGGCUCGUCAAUAUUUCCAGCUCUGCCUACUUCAUCAACUGGAUCAUCAUCUCAUUCACAUCCUGGCGUUUCCAUCAGGCUCUCCAAGCACAAAACGACACUCUCUUCUCCCAAGUGUAUGCUUGGAAAUCGAUUGCCUGGCCUCUUAUGCCCGCUUGGAUGAUGACCAUUUCCUUACUGCUCUUGGUCUGCUGCGUGGAGGCCGGUGCCGUUCCCCUUGGAGGCGCGAGCUUUACUGCUUAUACCUUCUUCCAAUACAUUAUUGGGCUGUUGAUCAUUGUUUUCUUCACCCUAGGAUACAAGGUGAUCAUGCGCACACCAUGGCGGGAUCCUCGGACUGCAGAUUUGUUGACUGGUCGCCGUAUUCUGAGUGCGGAAGAGAUCAAAUAUCUCGAUAAUUAUUAUGCCAUGCCGAAAUGGAGACGAUUUGGAAGCUAUGUGCAACUUUGGUGA